GCUCUCCUUGGCACACUCUGGAGCCCCGGGGAGUUUCCCUUUUAAAGAGGUGGCCCUUCAAAGCUGGAGGACUCAGGAGCAGGCUGUCUGUCUCUCCAGGUUUCAGCCGCAGGACUGAAGCCACAUUCGCACCCCUGACCUGUGUGUGCUGGUGGCCAGCACGGAGGUGCCAGCUGUGGCAGCAGAUCCCUAGAGACCUUGAAAUGUUGCUCAUCUGGUGGUUCUGGUCUCUGCUGGCCGUCUGUGCUUCGGAUACAUUCCGGGACCGGGCAGAAGCUAUCAUGAGAACCACGCCAGUCAUUGACGGGCACAACGACUUGCCUUGGCAACUACUGACUUUGUUCAACAACCAACUGCUGGACUCAAAGGCCAACUUGACCACACUUGAGAAAACACACACCAACAUCCCCAAGCUGAAGACUGGCUACGUGGGAGGCCAGUUCUGGUCCGCAUACAUGCCUUGUGAUACCCAAAACAAAGACGCAGUGAAAAGGAUACUGGAACAGAUCGAUGUCAUACACCGCAUGUGCCAGCUCUAUCCUGAGACCUUCGUGUGUGUCACCAACAGUUCAGAUAUCAUGGAGGCUUUCAAGAAUGGGAAAGUGGCCAGUCUGAUAGGCGUGGAGGGGGGCCACUUAAUCGACAGCAGUCUUGGCGUCCUGCGGACACUCUACCACCUGGGCAUGCGGUACCUGACCCUCACCCACAAUUGCAACACGCCCUGGGCCGACAACUGGCUUGUAGACAAAGGAGAUGACAAGGCUGAGAGCCAAGGACUGUCAUCCUUUGGGAAGAGUGUGCUGAAUGAGAUGAACCGCCUGGGUGUCAUGAUUGACUUGUCCCACGUGUCUGUGGCCACCAUGAAGGCUGCUUUGCAGCAAUCCAAGGCACCGGUCAUCUUCAGCCACUCGUCUGCCUACAGCGUGUGUCGAAGCAGGCGGAACGUCCCCGAUGACGUACUGGAGCUGGUGAAGAACACAAACAGUCUGGUGAUGGUGAACUUCUACAGUGAGUUUGUCUCCUGUUCAAGCAGCGCCACCUUGUCCCAAGUGGCUGACCACCUGGACCACAUCAAGAACGUGGCAGGCCCUGGGGCUGUGGGCCUUGGAGGAGAUUAUGAUGGUGUUACCAAGCUUCCUGUGGGACUGGAAGAUGUUUCCAAGUACCCAGACCUGAUAGCGGAGCUUCUCAGGAGGAACUGGACAGAGGCCGAGGUCAGAGGUGUGCUGGCUGAAAACCUGCUUCGGGUCUUCUCUGAAGUGGAACUGGUAAGCAAUAACAUGCAAGCUCCUGAGGAAGCCCCUAUCUCCCUGAAUGAGCUGGAUGGCGCCUGCAGGACUCACUAUGGCUACUCACAGGCCCCCAGCAUCCACUUGCAGACAGGGGCCCUGGUGGCCUCUCUGGCUUCCCUGCUCUUCAGUCUGCGUCUUCUGUGACAUCUGAAGGACCAGAACCUCCUCCAGUGCUCUCAGAGCUCAGGGAAAACUGGACAAGCCCAGAGUCCCUGUUGUCUAUGCAAAACCACAUCCUUUCUUGAAUAAGCAGUGGGCUUACCUGGGGACAGCUCAAGACACAGGCAUGCAAUAAACGCAAUGCGCCUUUAAGUGCU
This is a messenger RNA of Grammomys surdaster, 1609 nucleotides long. RefSeq names its product dipeptidase 1 (gene Dpep1). Gene Ontology annotation, molecular function: metallodipeptidase activity. Gene Ontology annotation, biological process: proteolysis. The transcript has 11 exons. The record is from RefSeq and is a predicted model, not a curated record. NCBI's taxonomy places the organism in Eukaryota, Metazoa, Chordata, Mammalia, Rodentia, Muridae. The coding region runs from base 204 to 1436 and encodes 410 amino acids.